Lolium rigidum is the source of this 1924-nucleotide messenger RNA. RefSeq names its product sugar transport protein MST1-like. Lineage: Eukaryota; Viridiplantae; Streptophyta; Magnoliopsida; Poales; Poaceae. Gene Ontology annotation, molecular function: carbohydrate transmembrane transporter activity. The transcript is spliced from 4 exons. The record is from RefSeq and is a predicted model, not a curated record. The coding region runs from base 480 to 1685 and encodes 401 amino acids.
UUUGGUGCGAGAUAACUAUGCGAGCGUAGCUCCUCCGUCUCUCUCACUGUCCACCUCUGUUCUGAUCCCCCUCUUCUCCUCCGCCCAUUUCUUGUUCCGGCGAUCAUCCCGGUAGCCCGGCGAGAGGGACGGCGCAGGUGAUUCCUCGGACUUGUAUACACGCUCCCUUGAGAUUUCUGCUUCUCUCCGUCGUCGUCUCCUCCUCCCCUCCGCUAUAAAAGAGACGCGGCCAUGUGCGUGUGCUGACAGGCGCUACCUGCUUGCUUUGCUUCGCCACUCGCUGGCGUUCAGCUCGCAGGUGGUUGCCUCGUCCAUUCCCCACCGCCGCCGCCGCCUCCGCCGCUCCGUCCGUUGGGGUCCCACCGGCGAAGCUGCUUCGCCGCUGUUUCCUGUAGGUGGCGGUAUCCCCUGGAACACUCUCGCUCGCAGCAGCAGGCCUAGCAGUUCAUUUACAAGUAGCCCAAGAAGGUGUGGUCAUCAUGCAGUCAUAUUUGACGCCCUUCUUGCCUAACACUGCCAUGGCAAAGAAGGAAAUGCAUUCCUUGCUCGGAAAUUGCGCACAUGUAUUUGGCAUGUCAUUAGAGAAUACAAUUCAGGGCUACCAAGUCACCACAAAUAUGGGGCAUCUACCUGCCUUGAUCAUAAAGCGCUCCGUUCUCAUUACUGGUAGCGCAAUUUUAUCCAUUGCCAUCCGCUACAGAGCUCUACUUGACAGAUGGAUACUGCACAAGUUUGCUGUCUCCCAGGGCGCACCUACUCACUCCGCCAUGCUAUUGAGAUCCUGUUGGCAGCGUAUAUCCUUGCCUUUGUUUGUUGGCAUUGGUUUUCUGAUGGCAAGGCUCUAUAACUACAUUAGCAUUCACAGCUUUAUCUAUGGUCGGCAAGUCAUCCGCAGUGUCGAAGCUAACAUUCAAAGUGAUUCAGUCAUUGAGAAUAAUGAGUUGUCCAAUCAGCAAUCCAUCAUUCCAAGUUUGUUUGGCGGGAAGCACGUUUAUGCCCGUCUAGCGCUUCAGUGUAUUUUCAGCACUGCCAUGUUAAAGGCACAACUAGCGCCAAAGUCGAUCAGUUUCAAGGCGAGGUGCUUACAGAAGAAGCAUGAUAUCAGUGCGCUUCGGAGUAUCGUGGCAAGAAAUGGACAGUGGCUGACAUACAUUGGGGCGUUGGUGACUCUACAGAUAUUUUUACAGCUAAAUAAAGUGAACACUAGGUCUUCGCUGCUGCCGAUGCUGUUUCAAACAACAAGUUCGAGGAGCAGAGCUGCUGUUGUCGGUACUAUUGUGAUAAUUUUGGUGAACUCAUGUGGCAUUCUUGGUUCUGCCUUUACAAUAAAACAGCAUGGUCGUGCAGCAACGUUAACUGUCAGUGUUGUUCUGAUGGUAUUUUGCCAGAUCGUGAUUCCAUCGAUCCUGGAAUUCCACAUCGGGCUAGGCGGCGGAAGCCGAAUGCCGAGGGGAUACACCGCCGCGAUGUUCGUGCUCACCUGCGUCGUCUCCUGCGGCCUCAGCUGGUCAUGGGGCUCCAUGUUCUGGACCGUUCCUGGCAACAAGACCCACUCGGCUGGGCAGGUUGCCGGCAUGGCUCUCAACCUGGUCUUCUGCUUCGCCCAGAUGCAGUACUUCCUGGUGCUGCUGUGGCGGCUGAGGAGUGCCCUCCUUGCGUACUACGCCAUGUGGAUUUGGUCAUGAUAAAAUUGCUUUCAGCUCAGAAAACCAUGGCUAGCUAGCUAGAUGAUUGUGCGGUGCGUUUGCUGUGGACUCUGGUUAACUGCUAGUGGAGUAGUUUGAUUGGCGGAUACGUAUAUAGUUCGCCUGUAUAAGGUCUGUACUAGUCUACAGAUGAACAAGAUGUAGUUCCACUGUUCCACGGCUGCAACGCAAUCAAGUAUCCUAUUAUAAGCUUUUCUAAGUCUUCAGUUUGACUACAA